Molecule: messenger RNA, 2130 nt
Organism: Closterium sp. Naga37s-1
Lineage: Eukaryota; Viridiplantae; Streptophyta; Zygnematophyceae; Desmidiales; Closteriaceae
Source: the annotation of a GenBank genome assembly
AUGGAGUUCCCCGCCUAUCCCAGCUUCGUCACUCCGUGGGCUCACUCCCUUCUCUUCCCGGGCGCUACAACACUAAAGCGCAAAGCGGAUAGCGAAACGUCCACCAUUCUCUACUCCACGUUACCACCUUUCGUCGCCAGCCCAGAGAAGCGUCUUCGCAUUCCCGAGACUAGCAUUUGUGGUGCUAAUUCUUCGCAGUAUUCGCCCUCCGCCACUCCCAGCUCAGUAUUUUCCGCCUUCGACGGGGAGUUUCAAGCCUUGCCCCCGCUGACCCCGUCUUCCCCAACAAGCUCUCCCUUCACCUCUCCGCCGAUAUUCCCACUCUCCUCCGGGACAGCCACAUCUGCCCUCACCUCUUCCUUCUCUCCCCGCGCAUCCCCCGCGACCCCCGCUUCCCCUGCCGCGGUCCCCCUCGCGCUCCCCCGACGCCUUAAGGGCGUGCGGCAGCGCAAGUGGGGGCGGUGGGUGACGGAGAUCCGCUGCCCGCGCACCAAGACGCGCGUGUGGCUGGGAUCUUACUCGACCGCGGAGGAAGCCGCGCGCGUGUACGACAUGGCGGCGCGGAUUAUCUUCGGCGAAGUUACUUCGAAGGUCACUCUUAACACGCCCGACGCCAACCCGCGACCCGUGACCGUUGCGAAGAGCAUCGCCGAGGCGCUCAUUAAAGUUGCGCGAGCCAGCAGCGGCGACGGCGACGCGACUCCCGUUGACCUGUCCGCGUUUCGCGGCGACAUGGCGUGUUUGGAGGUUGUCGGGCAGAACGUGGUGGUGUCUGAAUGCCCUUUCACGCCGCUCGCGCUCACAGUCACACCGAACGUUCAAGACCAGACUUGCCGUCUAACGAAAUGUCAAUCUGCCGCGUCAACCAACGCUGCUAAUUCCGAGAUUCGUCAGGAGCAGUCGGGCGCGGUUACUACUAAGGGAGUGGCUGCUAACGAAAAACCAUCUGCUCUUAAUGUCCCAUCCCCGCUAUCCCUUAUUGACGAGCUCUUUGACAACAGCUUCUGCGACAUCCUGGCGACCCCUUCAACGAUGUCGCCCUCGGUCUGCGACCUGGGCGAUUUUGAGAGCCUGGAGAACCGCAAACUCGAUAGCGAGACGUCUACCUUUAUGGACUCAACAUUACCGCCUUUCCUUCCCAACAGCCCAGAGAAGCGCGCUCGCAUUUCCGAGACUAGUUUCAGUGGCGUUACAUCUUCGCCCUCCGCUACUCCCAAUUCAGUCCUUUCCACCUUCGGCGGCGAGUUCCAGCCCUUGACCCUGUUGACCGCGCUGACCGCGCUGACCGCGCCUCCCCAAACAACCUCUCCGCUCGCCUCUCCGCCGAUCUCCCCGCUCUCCUCCCCGGGUUACUCAUCCGCACUCGCGACCUCCCCUGCUCACCCCUCGUCUCCCGCGCCCGCCGCUGCCCCCGCCGCUGGCCCCGCCGCUUUCCCCGCGCUCUUCCGCCGCCUCAAGGGUGUGCGGCAGCGCAAGUGGGGGCGGUGGGUGACGGAGAUCCGCUGCCCGCGCACCAAGACGCGCGUGUGGCUGGGCUCCUACGCGACGGCGGAGGAAGCGGUGCGCGUAUACGACAUGGCGGCGCGGAUGAUCUUCGGCGAAGAUUCCUCGACGGUCACUCUCAACGCGCCCGACGCGGCCCCGCGUACCGUGACCGUCGCGAAGAGCAUCGCCGAGGCGCUCAAUAAAGUUGCGCGAGCCAACAGCGGCGAAGGCGAUGCGACCGUUGACUUGUCCGCGUUCCGCGGCGACAUGGCAUGUUUGGAGGUUGUCGGGCAGAACGUGGUGGUGUCUGAAUGCCCUUUCACGCCGCUCGCGUUGGAAAUGACGCCGAACGGCCACGACGAGACUUGCCGUCUUCCGAAAUGUGAGACUUCCACGUCAACGAGCGCUGAUUGCGAGAUUUAUCAAAACCAGUCGGACAUGGCCACUAAUACUAACGGAGUGGCUGAUAACGAUAUAUUAUCUGCUUCCGACGUCCCGUCCGCGCUCUCCCUCAUUGAGGAGCUUUUCAGCGACAGCUUCUGCGACAUUCUGACGACCCAUGCUGCGAUGUCGCCCUCUGCCUGCGACCUGGGCGAUUUUGAGAGCCUGGAGAACGUCUCGACCCUCUGGGGAGAAAUCUUUUGA